Molecule: messenger RNA, 1060 nt
Organism: Dentiscutata heterogama
Lineage: Eukaryota; Fungi; Glomeromycota; Glomeromycetes; Diversisporales; Gigasporaceae
Source: the annotation of a GenBank genome assembly
UUACAAUGAGACAACAAAUUUCUGCGAAGUGGAGCCAUUACCAUCUGGAUAUAGUGAUAUCGACUCUUUAAAAUUUAUGAAUGUGAAAAAUGAGGAAUCGCUUGUUUCUAAGAAAGUUAAAAGUCUUAAAUUGUCAUUCGAUUGCGACAGUACAUCUGAAUGUUCAAAAAGUACGAGGAUUGAAUUUAAGGAAACUUCACAAGAGGAUUCAUUUACAGAGUUUGUCACAGGGCCAGUCAAUAUGAAUGAGAGACAGAUACUUAAACUUACUUUUGAUAUUUCUAAAUAUGAUAGGAACAAAAUUAGGAAAAAAUUAACUCAUAUUAAUGAAAACAAAUUCAAGAAAUGUUUACAAGACGUUGCUGGUAUUAUUUCUUCUGACAAUGAAGCUGCUGAACAAGAACUAAAUAGGGUUAUAAAGAAAGAUGACUUUGCGAUAAUGGAAAUUGUUGGUCAAUUUAACCUUGGAUUUAUUAUUGCUAAACUAUAUAAAGAUGAUGGUUGUGAUUUGUUAAUCAUUGACCAACACGCGUCAGAUGAGAAAUAUAAUUUUGAACAACUUCAACUUCACACCAAAAUUGAUUCUCAGAGAUUAAUCAGGUAUCUGGAACUCACUGCUGCACAAGAAUUAGUUGCCAUUGACAACAUAGACAUCUUAAAAGCAAAUGGGUUCGACAUAGAGGUUGAUUUAGAGGCUCAAACAUCAAAAAAACUAAAAUUGAUAUCACAACCAAUGAGUAAAGAUAUUAUUUUUGGCGUCGAAGAUUUGGAAGAAUUAAUUUUUCUACUGACGGAAAGACCCGGAGAAAUGAUUCGGUGCUCAAAAGUUCGAAAGAUGUUUGCCUCUCGAGCCUGCCGUAAAUCUGUAAUGGUCGGAGAUGCAUUAUCAUUUCAGCAGAUGGAAAAGAUUGUAAGGCAUAUGGGUGAAAUUGAUCAACCAUGGAAUUGCCCUCAUGGUCGACCAACUAUGAGACAUCUUUUUGAUUUGUCUCAAAUUCAGACUUAUCCGUCAUAUUCUAUGCGUCAACGAACCAAUCAUAGUAGGCUUCAUAGCUUAUAG